UCUAUCGGUUUAGUUUGAAAGUGACAUAAUAUAUGAGGCAAUAUGAACCUAAAAAGUUUUCUCGCUUUUAUUAUAUUUUUUAGUCUCUCAAAGGUCUGUCUAGCUUCUGAUGAGAGAAGAAUCUACGGAUUUCAAUCUCACAUAUUAAACCCUCCUAGAAACCCAAAUAUAAGCUCAAGAGUAAUAGCUGAUUUGUAUUUUGAACAGAAGCUAGAUCAUUUCAGUCCGAUUAAUACUCAAACAUGGAUGCAGAGGUAUCACAUGAACAGAGAAUUUUUCAAUGAAACCACAAAAGAACAUGUAUUUAUACUCUUGGGUGGAGAAUGGGAGGCUGUAGUAGAAUGGGUUAGCUAUGGAGCUUGGAUAGAUACAGCCAAGCAGUAUAGAGCUCUACUUAUUUAUUUAGAGCACAGAUAUUAUGGUGUCAGUCAACCUUUUAAUAACUUAAGUACUGAGAACCUCCAAUUUCUAAAUAUUCACCAAGCAUUAGAAGACACUAUUCAUUUCAUCAAUGGCAUUAAUAAGGAACUUAACCUGCCAUCCAAUGUGAAAUGGGUCGCUUUUGGAGGAUCUUACGCUGGUACCAUGGCAGCUUGGAUAAGAAAAAAAUAUCCACAUGUAGUUGCUGGAGCAAUGGCGUCCAGUGCCCCUCUGAAAGCAGUUCUGGAUUUCCAUGGGUAUCACCAAACUGUAAGGGAAAGCUUAGAAACCCAUAGUUAUAACUGCACAAGCAAUAUUAGGACAGCGUAUGUGCAACUAGAACAAGAGAUUGCAUUGUGUUUCUCUGGAAAUUCGACGGUUUGCCGAAGGAUUAAUGAAAUGUUUCAGCUUUGUCCCGGUAUCGAAUUUAGCCAAAGAAAUGACAAGGACUUAGCACAACUCUUUCUCUCUUUGACAAGUACCAACUUUGACUAUAUCGUGCAGAACAAUGGAAUGCUUCGUCUCUCAAUCAAUGACGUAUGUAACGUUAUGGUGAAUGAAACAUUUGGUACUGAACUUCAAAGACUAUCAGCACUUAAUUCAUUAGUAAUUACAACUCUUUUUGGGGGAGGCUGUCUUGGUCACUCAUACUCGAGUUACCUGCAAUAUCUCAGUGAUACUACUAUUGUUGCAGCUAAUAUGAUGCGUCAAUGGAUCUACCAGACUUGUACAGAGUACGGAUUCUUCCAAACCUCCAAUCAAGAAGACCCGAUAUUUGGUACCAGAUUUAAUGUCAGUUACUUUAUUGAUCUAUGUACCGAUUUAUUUGGAACUCAGUUUGAUAAAGCCCUUAUUAAUUUAGGAAUUGAAGCAACAAACUUUAGGUAUGGGGCUACAAAUAUUGCAACAAGCAACAUCGUACAUUUUCAUGGCACAAUUGAUCCGUGGUACUCCUUGGGAAAGCUGAAUACAACCCAAGAUGUGAACGAUAGCGUUAUAAUUGUAGAAGGUGUUUCACAUUGUGUAAAUAUGCAAGCACCAUCUGCAAAUGAUCCACCAGCACUUACGGCAGCAAGAGAAGAAAUCGAUCGGCUGAUAGGACUAUGGCUUGGAGUGACAUCUAGUAAUGAUUCACAAGAUACUGAUAAUAAUGAGAAACCUGGUGAUGGAACUGGUUCAUCACAAACAGUUUAUGCGUUGCAGUUCUUUGUUUGGAGUUUUGUUGGAAUAGUUCUACUUCUAUCAUAAGAUGGAAAAUAAAGUAAUGUUACUUAGAGAAAGAA
This is a messenger RNA of Anthonomus grandis grandis, 1703 nucleotides long. RefSeq names its product putative serine protease K12H4.7. Gene Ontology annotation, molecular function: serine-type exopeptidase activity; dipeptidyl-peptidase activity. NCBI's taxonomy places the organism in Eukaryota, Metazoa, Arthropoda, Insecta, Coleoptera, Curculionidae. The record is from RefSeq and is a predicted model, not a curated record. The coding region runs from base 43 to 1668 and encodes 541 amino acids. The transcript has 9 exons. Gene Ontology annotation, biological process: proteolysis.